Messenger RNA from Tupaia belangeri chinensis (Chinese tree shrew), 1447 nucleotides. RefSeq names its product methyltransferase 18, RPL3 N3(tau)-histidine (gene METTL18). The record is from RefSeq and is a predicted model, not a curated record. The transcript has a single exon. Gene Ontology annotation, cellular component: nucleus. Gene Ontology annotation, molecular function: protein-L-histidine N-tele-methyltransferase activity. Gene Ontology annotation, biological process: peptidyl-histidine methylation, to form tele-methylhistidine. The coding region runs from base 298 to 1413 and encodes 371 amino acids. Lineage: Eukaryota; Metazoa; Chordata; Mammalia; Scandentia; Tupaiidae.
AAGCAGCUGCAUUGGUUGGGGACCAUUUAAUGUUACAUUUUAAUAAAAUGAGGUGUUUUGCUUUAACCAUCAUUUCCCCCUUAUUUUUCUUCCAGAGCUAAAUUGAAAGAGUAGCAAAGAUCUCUAAAAAUUUAGGAACCAUCGGUAUUUGUAAUACUGGAUAAGCUCCUACAGAGAAAUCAACCCCAACAAGACUAACUGAAUAAUGGAGACAAGUUGAUGUGUGUCUUCAAAUUCUUAUCCAGAAACUGAAGUAUCCUUUGAAUUUAAGGAUUUUUGUGUGCAUUUAACAAGAAGAUGACCUUCCAGUUUAAUUUCACUAUUGAAGACCAGUUAGAAAAUGAGUUAACGACCCUUAGAGAUGGAGCUUUAACCCUGGAUUCCUCAAAAGAGUCAUCAAUAUUAGAAAGUCAAAAAGGAAAUCAGGAGGACAGAAGAUGUUCUGCAGAGCAGUGUGACUUGCUGCAGGGUCACCUGCGGGAACCUACGUCAGGAGAAAAUGCAGCUUCUGGUCAAGACUGCCCACUCCGUGCAGCUGACAGUUCCCGGAACUCAGAGCCACCCGAGAAAGAGCCGUGCUCAAAAGUUGCCAAAGAGCAUGCUGUGCCUGAAGACUUGAAGAAGGUGUUAGAAAAUAAAGUCAUUGAAGCAGUACCAGGUCUCCAGCAUGUUAACCUGUCAGCAGUGAAAACGAUCGUGCUGAAAGAGGACUUCCCAGGAGAAAACAUCAUUUCAAAAAGCUUUUCUUUUCACUCUGAUCUGAUUACGGGAGUUUAUGAAGGAGGCUUAAAAAUUUGGGAAUGCACUUUUGACCUCCUAGCUUAUCUCACAAAGGCCAAAGUAAACUUUGCUGGGAAAAAAGUGUUGGAUCUUGGUUGUGGAUCAGGGCUGCUAGGUAUAAUUGCAUUCAAAGGAGGAGCCAAAGAAAUUCAUUUUCAAGAUUAUAACAGUAUGGUGAUUGAUGAAGUAACCUUACCUAAUGUAGUGGCUAACUCCAUGUUGGAAGGUGAAGAAAAUGUCAGUGGGCCAGAUGUGAAAAGAUGCAGGAAGUCCAAAGUAACACAAGAACUAUGUAAAUGCCGAUUCUUUUCUGGGGAAUGGUCUGAAUUUUGCAAGCUUGUACUAAGUCGUGAGAAACUCUUUGUAAAAUAUGAUCUCAUUCUUACUUCAGAAACCAUUUACAAUCCAGAUUAUUACCCUGCUUUGCACCAGACAUUCCUUAGACUGUUAGGUAAAAAUGGACGGGUGAUCUUGGCUAGCAAAGCACAUUAUUUUGGUGUAGGUGGAGGUGUUCAUCUCUUUCAGAAGUUUAUAGAAGAAAGGGAUGUAUUUGUGACUAGAACACUUGAAAUAAUUGAUGAAGGACUAAAGAGGUUCCUAAUUGAGGUAACCUUUAAAAACAAUGUUUACUGAGCGUCCUCAGUGAAAUAAACAGAAUGAUCAAAAA